Eruca vesicaria subsp. sativa (arugula) is the source of this 315-nucleotide messenger RNA. The record is from the annotation of a GenBank genome assembly. Lineage: Eukaryota; Viridiplantae; Streptophyta; Magnoliopsida; Brassicales; Brassicaceae.
AUGAAGAAAACUAGACAUGGAUCAUCUAACUAUACGGAGAAAGAGCCUCAGUUUACAAGAAUAUUGAGUGAUAAAGCUCAAGAAAAUCCAGUUAGGCUUCAUUACUGUGACGGUGCUUCUUUCAGUGGACAUGGACAGGAUGAGGUUGCACAGCUUCAGUUUAGAGGAGAGCGUAUCUGGAGAGCCGCUAUAGAUGAUUUAAAGGCCAACAGAAUGCGAUACGCCGACCAGGCACUUCUCUCUGGAUGCUCAGCUGGUGGUUUAUUAGCAAUAUUACGCUGCGAUGAGUUCAGAGACAUUAGUGAUGCUUCAUGA